This is a messenger RNA of Suillus subaureus, 2107 nucleotides long. Its product is annotated as CPSF A subunit region-domain-containing protein. Gene Ontology annotation, biological process: proteasome-mediated ubiquitin-dependent protein catabolic process; DNA repair. Gene Ontology annotation, cellular component: nucleus; site of double-strand break. NCBI's taxonomy places the organism in Eukaryota, Fungi, Basidiomycota, Agaricomycetes, Boletales, Suillaceae. The record is from RefSeq and is a predicted model, not a curated record. Bases 336 to 1943 code for a protein of 535 amino acids. The transcript has 8 exons. Gene Ontology annotation, molecular function: protein binding; nucleic acid binding.
UGUGGAAGGGGCGAGAGAUUGUAGCUGCAAAUAUCAACGCGAGUCAGGUUGUGCUUGCACUCAACUGGGGGAGGGUGGUAGUGUUGACUCUGAAUGUGGAUGACAAGCGAUUUAUCAAGCUGAGGUGAGUAUGAGCAUCUAGGCGAAGAUCUGAUUGAUUAUUUGUGCAUUACUACAGGGAGCGCAACUUUGUGCACAAUAAUCGCGAUGCGGAGAUUUCAGCAGUUUCGUGUCUUCCGCAGGAUCAAGCCAAGCCCUUCGCGUUAAAUAUUGUGGUCGGAUUCUGGACAUCUAAGCACGUCGAGAUACUCUCACUGAGACCCACAGAUGGGACCAUGCCCACAAUUGCAACGACCCCUAUAUUCUCCUCUGCACCCCGCUCACUGCUGUUGUACAAUUUCAUAUCUGGCGACUCCAAGUUGUCAAAUGUACACCUACUCAUCGGGCUCACGGAUGGUUCUAUUGCGUCAUUUGUGUAUCGAAAUGAUCAACUACUUGACCAGAAACUGGUUUCCAUUGGAAGUCUUCCCGUAACAAUGCGUUCGUGUCGGAUCGGUACGAGACAAGCAGUGCUUGCAUGUGGAAGCCGGACAGCAAUUUUAUUCUGGGAAAAAGAGAGGUUGAUGUAUUCGCCACUUAUACUCAAGGACGUGACAGCUGCAGCGGAAUUGAGUACAAGUGCUUACCCAUCGUCCAUAAUCCUUGCCAACUCCGAUGGCCUGGUCUUCGGGAACGUGAACAACUUCGAUAAAUUGCAUAUUCGCUCUAUACCCCUCGGCCUCAACAAUCCCUUACGCGUUACGCAUAUUCCUGCGCUUAGAGUUUUUGCCGUCGCAUGUCGUUGCAUAACCCCGGCUCGUGUCGGCGAUUUGGAGGAUAUCAGGGGUUCCAUACAAGUCUUUGAUGACAUAUCGUUUAAUAAGCUCGGGCAUUUCAAUCUGGAGCAAGGCGAGGAACCGACGUCACUGCUGUCCUUCACAACGAAUUCCGGAUCGUAUCUGUGUGUAGCAGCGGUGACACUCGAAGAUGAAGAUACCGAAGCCUCCAAGGGACGCGUUUUUGUUCUGGAGAUGACGUCGAACGCAUUGCAGGUAAACAUGUCUGUCGCAACCUCGUAUAACGUCAAGGGAUGCCCCUACGCUUUGACUUCCGUGAAUUCUAUGAUCGCUGCCGCAGUUAAUAGCAUGGUCGUUGUCUUCAAGAUGGACACAGAGAGCGGAAAUAUGAUAAUGGCGAAAAUAGCAACGUGGAACCAUAACUAUCUAGUGACCAGUCUCGCGUCUCGCGGCGAUAUCAUUCUGUUAGGUGACGCAAUCAGCUCGAUCUCAAUGUUGCGGCUCGAGGACAACCGACUGCACUUGAUUGCCAGAGAUUAUGGCGCACUGUGGCCCACCUGUGUCGAGCUCACAAGCAACUCCACCCUGAUUGGUGCAAAUAGCGAAUACAACCUUUAUACCUUCAGUCUCCAGAACUCGGGCACGCGGCAGCUCCUAGAGAGAGACGGAAAUUACUUCCUUGGGGACUUGGUCAACAAGUUCCUGCCUGGCACACUGUCGUCUCAGGAGGUUUCGCUCGAUGCGCCGAUGCAGCCCCAACAGUUAUUCUUUACGUCUGUCGGCCUUAUCGGUGCCAUCAUCGAUCUUGCCGAUGACCUUGCAUUGGACCUCACCGGCCUUCAACGUAACUUGUCCAACUAUAUCCAGAAACAAGAAGGGCCAAAUCACACAAAGUACCGCACGCCAAAGAAUGUCCGCGGUCGCAGUGACGCGGAUGCGUCGUCCUUUGGGUUCCUCGAUGGCGACUUCCUGGAGCGCUUCUUACAGUUUGUGGGAAACCCCCAAGCGCUCAAGCGGAUUAUGGAUGGACAAAGUGAGCCUGAAAAACUCACGAUAUCAGCAGACAGGAUUCAGAAGGUGCUUGAGAGCAUGCAAAGCAUGCAUUGAUCGAACGAGGGAUUAACUGAAGUUGCAAUUUGAUUACUCUAAACCAACUCUCAACUUCAUUAACCGUCGAAUGCGAGUAUCCUGUUAUAGAGAUAAAGAUUAACUACGACUACUGAUCGUUAUAUCAAACGAACGGAUGGUAGUUGGAGAGAGGGUAACCAUAC